Messenger RNA from Vespa crabro (European hornet), 4259 nucleotides. RefSeq names its product exportin-7 (gene Ranbp16). Lineage: Eukaryota; Metazoa; Arthropoda; Insecta; Hymenoptera; Vespidae. Gene Ontology annotation, cellular component: cytoplasm; nuclear pore. Bases 672 to 3995 code for a protein of 1107 amino acids. The record is from RefSeq and is a predicted model, not a curated record. The transcript has 15 exons. Gene Ontology annotation, biological process: protein export from nucleus. Gene Ontology annotation, molecular function: nuclear export signal receptor activity; small GTPase binding.
GUGCAUGUGAUCCUGCCUUCAUUGUAGAUAAUGCGAAGCUACGAAAAUGGCGGAUGAACAGGUGAGUUGCCGAUCAAAAUAACGUGCGAACCUCGAAAUGCGAGAAAGUUAUCUACGACAAGGCGGCUCCUAAGUCGUGUGGUAAGCAGUCAAUGGUAAACCCGAUGCAACCUGUGCGGUUAUCAAUGUGCAUAAACAGAACGUGUCUGAAACGCGGUGAAAUUAAAAGACGAUCUUUCGAACUAUACAACGUUUGUUGCCGAAAUCAAAAGUGUUUAACGAAUUAAUAACUCCACUAUUAAUAAAAACACACUGCGGCGGACGAUUGAAUUUUUUUCGUCUUUCGUGUGUUGUUUUAACAUUGCAUAUCUCGUAAAUAAACGAUUAACUGUCAGGGAUGUGUUGAACUCUUUUGUUGCAAGUUCGUGAAUAAAUAUUAUUUUCUGUGCGAAAAAAACACUCGCAUGUACAAAGAUAAUCAAUGGAAUAAGAUAUAUUGUUUCCUCUAUGAUUCAACAGUUACAUUCUUAAAAUAUAUCUUCAAAUUUGAACAUUGACUGUAAACAUAGUGCAGAAAUUCUUCAAAAGUGAAUACAAUGACCUUGCAAUUUAGAGAGUUGACAUAUCUAAAUGGAAAUAUUAAAAUACAAGUAUAAAUAGUGACAUUAAGAAUGGAUCACAUACAGGAAGUGCGGCAGCUGGAAUUGCUAUGCAAGCAAUUGUAUGAGUCACAAGAUUCUGCACAUCGUGCUGAGGCUGAAAAAGCUCUUGUAGCAUUUCAAAAUGCACCAGAUACGCUUACUAAGUGCCAGCUCCUUCUGGAUCGUGGAGAUUCAGCUUAUGCUCAAUUAUUGGCUGCUACUACCUUAACAAAAUUGGUCUCUCGGUCAGCACAAGGACUUAGUUUACAACAAAGGCUGGAUAUACGGAAUUACGUCCUUAAUUAUUUAGCAACACAACCAAAACUUCCAAAUUUUGUUAUACAAGCUUUGGUUGCAUUGUUUGCUAGGAUAUCAAAACUUGGCUGGUUUGAUUCAGACAAAGAGGAAUAUGUUUUCAGAAAUGUUGUUGGUGAUGUAGCAAAAUUUCUUCAGGGAUCAGUAGAGCACUGCAUGAUAGGUGUACAGUUGCUCUCACAAUUAACAUGUGAAAUGAAUCAAAUAUCAGAAGCUGACGCAAAUAGGUCACUUACAAAGCAUAGAAAAAUUGCUAGUAGUUUCAGGGAUACACAGCUUUUUGAAAUAUUUAGGCUGUCUUGUACUUUAUUAAGUACAGCACGAGAAAAUUGUAAAAAUUUAAAUUUUAAUGACGAAGCACAGCAUGGUCUGAUUAGACAACUCUUAAAGCUUGCACAAAAUUGUUUGACAUUUGACUUUAUUGGAACAUCUACAGAUGAAAGCACUGAUGAUUUAAGUACAGUACAGAUACCAACAAGUUGGAGACCCGCAUUUUUGGAUUUUACAUCAUUAAAGUUAUUCUUUGAUUUAUAUCACAGUCUGCCAAGCUCAUUAUCAUCUUUAGCUUUGUCUUGUCUAGUUCAGAUAGCAUCAGUUAGACGAAGUUUGUUUUCUAAUACAGAAAGAGCAAAGUUUUUAAGGCAUUUAGUUAAUGGAGUGAAGCAUAUAUUACAAAAUCCACAAGGUCUCAGUGAUCCUGGAAAUUAUCAUGAAUUUUGUAGAUUAUUAUCUCGAUUGAAAAGUAAUUUUCAACUUGGAGAAUUAGUUUUGGUAGAAGGUUAUCCAGAAGCAAUACAGUUAAUCGCAAAGUUUACAGUUCAAAGUUUACAAAUGUGGCAGUUUGCACCAAAUAGUUUACAUUAUCUUUUAACUCUUUGGCAAAGAAUGGUAUCAUCCAUGCCCUAUGUAAAAGCAGGGGAUCCGCAUUUAUUGAACACAUAUACUCCUGAAAUUGCAAAUGCAUAUAUUACAUCAAGACUUGAAUCUGUAGCAGUGGUAGUUAGAGAACGUUUGGAAGAUCCACUUGAUGAUUUAGGUGUACUUCAUCAACAAUUAGAACAAGUUUCAGUGAUAGGAAGAUGCGAAUAUCAAAAAACAUGUACUGUAUUAGUUCAAUUGUUCGAUCAGGCUGCUACAACGUAUCAAGAAUUAAUGACCCAAACUGCAUCCCCAACCCAACAAAUUGAUAUAACUAUUCAAGAAGGACAAUUAACAUGGCUUGUUUAUAUUAUAGGUGGUGUUAUUGGUGGAAGAGUUACAUUUAACAGUAAUGAGGAAUAUGAUGCAAUGGAUGGUGAACUUGUUUGUAGAGUUCUUCAAUUAAUGAACCUUACAGAUUCUAGACUUGCACAAGGUGGUUGCGAAAAAUUGGAGUUAGCAAUGUUAAGUUUUUUUGAACAAUUCCGUAAAAUAUACGUAGGUGAUCAGGUACAGAAAAAUUCCAAAGUAUACAGAAGACUGUCGGAUGUUUUAGGCCUCAAUGAUGAAGCCAUGGUACUCAGUAUAUUUAUUCGUAAAAUAAUAACAAAUUUGAAAUAUUGGGGAAGAAGUGAACAAAUUAUUUCAAAAACUUUACAACUUUUGAAUGAUCUUUCUGUUGGAUAUAGUUGUGUUCGAAAACUUGUUAAAUUAGAAGAAGUUCAAUUUAUGCUUAAUAAUCAUACAAGAGAACACUUUCCAUUUUUGGGAAAUAAUGUUGCUGUAACAGAAAUGCGCUGCAGAUCAAUGUUUUAUACAUCUUUGGGUAGAUUAUUAAUGGUGGAUUUAGGCGAAGAUGAAGAAAGAUUUCAUACAUUUAUGUUACCCCUCACAGCUGCAUUAGAAAGUCUUGGCCAGCUAAUGGGAGCUGCUGAUACUCCACUGUUUGCAGCAGAAGAAGCAAAAAAGGCAUUGAUUGGUGUAGCAAGAGAUCUCAGGGGUUUGGCAUAUGCAUUCACAACUAAAACAUCUUACAUGAUGCUUUUUGAUUGGAUAUAUCCGAAUUAUACACCCAUCUUAUUACAUGCUGUGGAAUUGUGGCAUCAUGAACCACAAGUAACUACACCCGUCCUGAAAUUAUUUGCUGAAUUAGUAUUAAAUAGAAGUCAACGAUUGCAAUUUGAUGCAUCUUCUCCAAAUGGAAUUUUAUUAUUUCGUGAAGCUAGUAAAGUGAUAUGUAGCUAUGGCAAUCAUAUAUUGAAUAUUGAAGUUCCCAAGGAUCAGAUUUAUCCUUUGAAGCUCAAGGGAAUUAGUAUAUGUUUCAGUAUGUUAAAAGCAGCUCUUUGUGGUAGUUAUGUAAAUUUUGGGGUCUUUAGGCUAUAUGGAGAUGAAGCAUUAGAUAAUGCACUUAAUACAUUUGUGAAAUUACUUCUCAGUAUACCACAAAGUGAUCUUUUGGAUUAUCCGAAACUAUCGGCAACAUAUUAUGUAUUGCUUGAAUAUUUGGCACAGGACCAUAUGGUCUUCCUUUCAACAUUGGAACCAAGAGUUUUUUUAUAUAUUCUUUCAAGUAUCAGUGAAGGCCUUACUGCACUAGGUGCGCAAAAAGACUCCUAUACAGAUACUAUGGUAUGUACCGGUUGUUGUGCAACCCUUGAUCAUAUAGUGACAUAUUUAUUCAAACAAUUGUAUCAAAAAGCGGGUGGUUAUCCAGGAAGAAAAAAUGCUGUAGUUCCUGGUGGUGGAGAGUUAUUUUUAGAAGUUUUGAAACAACAUCCUGAAAUACUUCAACAAAUAUUAAGUACUGUGUUAAAUGUGAUAAUGUUUGAAGAUUGUAGAAAUCAAUGGAGCAUGUCUCGUCCUCUAUUAGGCCUGAUACUUUUAAAUGAAGAGUAUUUUAAUCAGUUACGAGAAAAUAUUAUUAGAAGCCAACCAGUUGAUAAACAAGCUGCGAUGGCACAAUGGUUUGAAAAUUUGAUGGAUGGCAUUGAAAGAAAUUUACUUACAAAGAAUAGAGAUAGGUUUACACAAAAUUUAUCAAUGUUUAGAAGAGAUAUAAAUGAUGCUUUAAAAGGACCUAAUAUGUCUACAAAUUCUGUCAGUGAUAUGAUGACAUCGUAGUGAUAUUGCUCUCUUCUAAUUAGAUUUGUCUAUUAGGUUCUUGCCUGCCAAAUGCUUGAAUGUGUGUGCGAGUGAAACUAUAAAUUAUGAUGCAAUUACAAUUAUGAUUUUAGACGAGUAUAAAGAUAAUAAAUUAAGUAAUAUCAUUUUACUGCUGUAUUGCUGUUUGGCUUCCUAUUCUCAAUUAUUACAUUUCUAGUAACUUAGAUGAACAAGCACCAAAUAUUGUAACAAUAAUUACAAAAAUUUUAUAUUAUUCAUAAA